AUGACGGAUACUCCGGCACUGGCACAUGGCGUGCAGUCACUUCAGGUGUCGGAUUCGAAACAGCCCGUGUGGGCAGACCCAAAUGAGAAGCUCAUGCGGCUUUUUGGGCCCAACGUCGGGGACCACUUUGAGGAGCAUACGCGCACGUUCCCCGAUACGAGCCAUAUUACCACGGCAGACUUGUCGCAAUGGAUCCAGCGUGAUAGAAAAGCCAAGAGUGUGUCGUCCUUGGAUUUGUACGUGAACAUGCACAAAUCCACGGUAAAGCUCUUGCCGGAGGAGCAAGUACAAGGCGCAAGAGUACUCGAUAAAGAGACUAGCAACUCCUUGUCUCUUAUCAGCGCAUCGCACGCGAUCACAUUUGACUGCGACUGUGUCGCACCGCGGGCUAGGAUUGAGCUGUACGUGCUGAACAGCCGCAUGGUGCAUGGAAUGGCACACGCGCCACCGCCAGCACAGCCACAGCCACAGCCACAGCCACAGCCACCGGGGUGGCGAAUUGCAUCCUUAGAAGUGCAGCAGGGAGUUGCACAGCAUGCAGCGCUGCCGCUCCUCCUGGACGAAGCGUGGAAUUUUUCAGAGGAGGCGCCGCUGGAGCUAGCGCUUUAUAUGGAAGCGCUCGAUGAGGACGGAGAGCGUCUUGGACAGCCGAAUGCUUUGACCAUGAGACUUGCAGCACUGUAUACCUCCGACGCAGAUCCAGCAUGGCGCAUCCAAGUGCUUCGCCGAAACAUUUAUAUUGGCGGUUACGACCUGCUGCUUCAAGACCUGUUUGGUAUUGGGACGUAUAUGGAAAAAAGCACCAAUGAAACGAAUUUGGGCGAGCCAGAAAAGGGGGGAAUGCAGCUGCCGCAGCUGUCGCUCGAUACGGAAGACGAGAAGAAACGGCCCGAGUGUCCUAUUUGCAUGACACUUGCACCCAACACUAUUCUUCUCCCAUGCACUCAUGCAUUGUGCCGAAAAUGUGCCGAGCGUGUGAUUGAAAGCGUGCAGAAAUCGCGGAUACACGAAAUGAACCUUGGACGGGCGCCGCGGAUGCGAUAUGCAUGCCCGAUUUGCCGCGGUGAAAUCCAGACCAUGCUGGCGCUGGCUCGCUAA
Molecule: messenger RNA, 1098 nt
Organism: Malassezia vespertilionis
Lineage: Eukaryota; Fungi; Basidiomycota; Malasseziomycetes; Malasseziales; Malasseziaceae
Exons: 1
Coding region: 1-1098 (365 amino acids)
Biological process (GO): protein ubiquitination
Cellular component (GO): cytoplasm
Molecular function (GO): ubiquitin protein ligase activity
Source: RefSeq, a predicted model, not a curated record